UCUCUCGUUCCAGAACAGUUUAAUUAAGGGCGUGUUUCCUGCUAGCCCCUCCUCCUGGCUGUUUGUUGCCAUAGCGAUCUUGGCCACCAUGUACAUGCGCUCAGAUCCAAGCAUGGGUCUGAUCAGCAAAAUACAGCAGCACCUGCCGCUCAGUGUGCAUGUGUCCCUCAGUCCUCAGGGUCAGUCUCUGCUGUGUGCUCUCCUCUUCAGUACUCUGCUCUGGCUCUCACUCAUUCUCACCCUGAGGUUCAGUCUGAAGCUGCUGCUGUCCUACCACCGCUGGAUGUUCGAGACGCACACACACAUGUCACACACCACCAGGGUCUGGGGGACUCUGCUCAGGCUGUUGUCCAGUGGGAAACCUCUGCUCUACAGUUACCAGACGUCACUGCCACACCUGCCUGUACCUGCAAUUAAAGACACACUGAGCAGGUACUUACAGUCAGUGCGCCCCCUUCUGUCUGAUCUGGAGUACCACAGGAUGACUGAACUGGCCUCUGAGUUUGAGUCCAGUCUGGGAAACCGACUCCAGCGGUACCUCAAACUGAAGGCACUGUGGGCCACCAACUAUGUCAGUGACUGGUGGGAGGAGUUUAUCUACCUGAGGAGCAGAGGACCCAUUAUGGUCAACAGCAACUACUACGGCAUGGACUUUCUGUACGUGACUCCGACCUCCGUCCAAGCAGCCAGAGCAGGAAACACCAUCACCGCUCUGCUGUUGUACCGACGCAAGGUCAACAGAGAGGAGCUGAAACCAAGUCGUGUUCCAGGUACAGUCAUUCCUCUGUGUGCAGCACAGUGUGAGAGGAUGUUCAACACAACACGCACACCUGGAAUAGAGACAGAUGUCCUCCAGCAUUGGCAGGACAGUGAGUUUGUGGGCGUGUACCAUAAGGGGCGGUACUUCCGUCUGUGGGUGUACCACGCCGGACGGCUGCUGACGCCACGGGAGAUGGAGUUCCAGGUGCAGAGGAUCCUGGACGACCGCUCAGAACCACAGCCUGGAGAGGACCGACUGGGAGCGCUGACCGCAGGGGACAGGUACGACGGGGGGGCCGGGGACAAACUCCCAUCAUGCACCUGGGACAGCCACAACAGCAUUCAGACAGACGUACAUUAGUGACCUUGUAACUAA
Molecule: messenger RNA, 1135 nt
Organism: Sphaeramia orbicularis (orbiculate cardinalfish)
Lineage: Eukaryota; Metazoa; Chordata; Actinopteri; Kurtiformes; Apogonidae
Product: carnitine O-palmitoyltransferase 1, liver isoform-like
Exons: 8
Coding region: 89-1120 (343 amino acids)
Biological process (GO): carnitine metabolic process; fatty acid metabolic process
Cellular component (GO): mitochondrion
Molecular function (GO): carnitine O-palmitoyltransferase activity
Source: RefSeq, a predicted model, not a curated record